AUGCCUCCUUCAAAGUGGGAUGAGGAGUCCGAAGAGUCAUCUGAGGAAGAAUCAGUAGAUGUUCCCGUUGCUCGCCGCAAGUUUGCGGAUGAAGAAGAUUCUGAUGAUGUUGCCGAUAACUGGGAAGAAGAAGAAGACUCUGAAGCCGAGCGAGAGAAAGCUGCGAAAGCAGCCGCUGCCAAAGCCAAGGCUGACGCAGAAGCCGCAGCCAACAAAAAGAGCAAGGCUCAACGGAUAGAGGAGCACCGGGAGGCAAACCGACGGAAACGUGCUGAAGAGGAAGACGAGGAGAGCUCAGAGGAAGAGGAAGACGAAGCAAGCAGGCGUGCAAGACUACGGAAGUCAGAGCAAGAUUCUGACCUCAAACAUGCCCAAGAUCUGUUUGCCGAUGCAGCACUGGACCCCAAGUCGCGUGUAGCACCCACCAAGGCGGUAGUAAUAGAAGACAAGGCAAACCCGGGUCAGACAAUCGAUCUCUCACAACUGCCUCUGUUCAAGCCCGCCACCAAGACACAAUUCGACGCCCUCUCAGCAGUCCUGGUACCUCUACUCACAGCGGCUUCUUCAAAACCGCACUAUGCUAUCUGGCUGCCAACCUUUGUGAAGCAAAUAGCUUCUGAGUUACCCAGUGCAGAGAUCAAAAAAGCGGCCAGUGCACUAACGGCUCUGAGCAACGAGAAGAUGAAGGAGGAAAAGGAACGCGAGAAGGGCGGCAAAAAGUCAAAGGCAGCAAAGACCAAGUCCUCUCUUGCAGCAACCCGGGACAUGGGCCGAGGAAUAGCGGACACGACUAGCUACGACGACGGCCUCGGGGACGAUGAUUUUAUGUAA
Messenger RNA from Fonsecaea multimorphosa CBS 102226, 831 nucleotides. RefSeq lists its product as uncharacterized. The transcript has 3 exons. Gene Ontology annotation, cellular component: cytoplasm; eukaryotic translation initiation factor 3 complex. Bases 1 to 831 code for a protein of 276 amino acids. Gene Ontology annotation, molecular function: translation initiation factor activity. The record is from RefSeq and is a predicted model, not a curated record. NCBI's taxonomy places the organism in Eukaryota, Fungi, Ascomycota, Eurotiomycetes, Chaetothyriales, Herpotrichiellaceae.